AUGGCAGCACCGCUGGGACUCGAGACCAAAGCCCAACGUGGUAUCUUCGUCACGUACAUGGGCCUCUGGGUGGCCUACGGGCUGCUCAAUGAAAUGGCGAAGCGUCAAAGCGUGCGCUUUAAUUCCGCCUCUGCCGUCGUGCUCCAGUCGCUGCUCAAGUUGUUGCUGGCCACGUGCAUGUACAUGACGUCCGACACUCGUGUAACAGAGCCACUGGCCACUCGCUUCUGGUCGAUGAUGGCACAAGUACGUGAGCAUUGCAACCUCCUGCUCCUGUACUUGAUACCGUCGGCGCUCUACGUCGUCUACGACGUGUUGUCGUACGUGAACUUGCGUGCGUUCGAUGCUGCGACGUACUUUCUGCUGCUUCAGUUUCGACUGGUGGUGACGGGCAUCUUGCACCAGAUGAUGUUCAAGAAGCGACUGAACCGAAACCAGUGGGUCUCAUUGGGUGUGACCACCGUGGGUUGUGCCAUCAAGACAUUGGGCUCGCCUGACCUCCUCAGUGGGUCUCCCGACCAGAGCAAUGACGCCACCAGUCCACCUCUCGUGGCCUAUGGACUCUUGAUGGUACAGCUACUCAGUAGCACGUUCGCUGGUGUCUACAAUGAAGUUCUUCUCAAGAAACAAGCAUCGAUUCCCGUAAAUCUGCAAAACGUCUUCAUGUACAUUGACUCGAUCGUCUGCACGCUAGCAAUGCUCGCUCUGGGACUUACGGGGCAGACGGCUCAAGAAGCUCUGACAAUGGCCAACGUUCGCGUGCUGUUUUCACGCCAUGUGCUGCCGAUGGUGCUCAUCAUGUCGUGCAUUGGUGUGGUCACAAGUCUCUUCCUCAAACAUUUGGAUUCCAUCCGCAAGGCGAUUGCCAGUGCACUAGAACUAGUGUUCCUACCGCUGCUCAGUGCUGUGUUUUUCGGUCAAGCAGUCACUUUGUACACUGCAGCUGCCGUGAGUUUCGUCAGCUUUGGCGUCUACAUGUACUCGCUGCCAGUCGAAGCAACAGCUAUGAUCGGACUACCCCAGUACACUGAAGCGGCGUCAUGUGGUCAUGACGGAGAAACGAUCGACGAUGCCAAUGCAGUUGCUAUCAGGAAGGAGGUGCAGCCUGCGUUUUCGAAUGAGAAGCUUGCGUAG
Molecule: messenger RNA, 1134 nt
Organism: Hyaloperonospora brassicae
Lineage: Eukaryota; Oomycota; Peronosporomycetes; Peronosporales; Peronosporaceae
Source: the annotation of a GenBank genome assembly